AUGCGGCGACUCCUAGAUCUCAGCCGUGUCCAUUUCCUCGUCGUCAUGUUUGUGCUGUCAUUUAGUAGUGGCGCGGCAUGGGCGGCGGCGUGCCAGAGCUCCUCGCUCACGGGAUUCACCAGCUCCGUCGACCUCUCGGGUAACGGUCUCGUGCUUCACUGGGCUGCGCUGGACAGCGGCGCGCAGACGGCGCUGCAGAUGGCGCUCGAAGCCAAGGCGGGAAGCGGCGCGGAGAGCGGGUGGAUUUCCGCCGGGUGGUCCGCGGAUGGGCGCAUGUACCCCGCGGACUGCGUCAUCGGGAACAUGCCCGGCGGAAGCAUGGGCGCGUAUUACAUGAGCGGGUACGGCGAUGCUGACGUGGCGCCGACCAGCAGCUUCGCCCUCAGUUCUGCCGAGAUGCUGACGUCCAACGGCGGGACUAUCAUGAAAUUCUCUCGCGUGAGCGGUGACGGCGGCGCCGUACCAGUUAACGUGGCGGGCGUGAACACUGUCAUCUGGGCCUACUCGCAGUCCGGCUCCACCGCUCUCGGCUUCCACGGUCGCAACGACGGCGCCACUUCGGUGGACUUCUCCUGCGUUGGAGCCGCCGCCGCUGCUGCUGGCAACUCCACAGCGGGAAGCAACGCUGGGGGGAGCACAGGGGGCAACACAACAACAGGAAGUGGUUCAGGUGGCACCAGCGGCAGUAUUAACUCCACGACGGGCAGCGGAACGGGCAGCGGAACGGGCAGCAGCUCGAAUGGCACCGGCAGUGGCAGCACCACCAACAGCACGACUCCUGCUCCUCCUUCCACCCCGCCUGCUUAUAACGAAUCGCUGCCCUUCCCACCUGACUCUAACGGAUCCGUGAGUGGCCCUCCCCACGACGAGGGAGGCCAUGAGCAUGGGAACGAGCAGGGCGAUGAGCAUGAGCAUGGGAAUGAUGGUGAGCAGGAGGGGGGGGAGUGGGGAGACGGAGAGGAGUGGGAGCAGUGGGGAAGCGGAGAGGGGGAGCGGGAGGGUGAGGGGGGAGAUGGAGGGGAUAGAGGGGAUAGAGGGGAGGGAGGGGCGGGAGACGAAGGAGGUGAGGGAGGGGGAGGAGGAACAGGAAGGGGAGGUGGGUCUGGUGCAGCAUCAGCUUGCCAGGCUUCGUCCCUUGCGGGAUACGAGCACUCUGUGACUCUAACGAACGGACUCCUCCUCCACUGGACGCUCGUUAAUGGCACCACCACGACCAACAGCAGCAGCACCAGCACCCCUACAACCAGCACCGCCAGCAGCACCAGCAGUGCCAGCAGCAGCAGUGACAGUACCGGGGGGAAGGCUCAGCUACGCCUGGCGUUAGAAGCACAGCAGGGCAGCGGCGCUGAGAGCGGUUGGAUCUCCAUCGGCUGGUCAACGAACGGCCGGAUGGCCCCCGCUGACGCUGUCAUCGGGAACCUUCCAGGAAGCGAGGUUGCUGCGUACGCCAUGACUGGUUACCAGAUGUCCGAUGUUACGGUUACCAGCAGAUUUUCGGUCACUGAAGCGAGUACUGAGGCGGCUAGUAACGGAGCUACUGUUGUGAAGUUUACCCGGACGGAAGGGGAUGGGGGAGUAGUCCCGGUGGAUUUUUCCGGGGUAAAUACCCUCGUGUGGGCGUUUUCUGGGUCUGGCUCGCAAGCACUGGACUUUCACAACCGCAACGAUGGAUCGGUCCAGGUGGAUUUCACUUGCUCCACUGCUGCCACCGGCAACAACACCUCUGCAUCAACUCAGGGCGGUGAUAGCCAGUCGCUGGGUGCCACGUCAGCAGCAGCAUCCAGCAGCGGCAGCAGCAGCAGCAGUGCCUGCACGGCGUCGUCCCUGGCGGGAUAUGAGUGCAUGGUGCAGCUCAGUGGCGACAACUUCAUCCUGCACUGGACGACCAACAGCACCAACACCAUAGCAUUGGCAGCAGAGGCAGCAACGAGUGGGUGGGUCUCCGUGGGCUGGUCCCCCUCCGGCCGCAUGUACCCCGCUGAAGCUGCCAUCGGGAACCUCCCCGCUGGCACGCUCUCUACUGGUGCUGCAGCAGCCGUGGGGGCGUAUUCAAUGACUGGUUACGGCGCCAGUGACGUCGCGGUUACGAGCUCGUUUGCGGUUACCGACGCGGCUGUGGAGGCGGGGAACGGGCGGACGGUGAUCAAGUUUGAGCGGUCGAUGAAUGAUGGGGAUUUCCCAGUGUCUUCGAGCCGAGUUCUGUGGGCGUACGCGCGGGAUAACUCGCAGCAACUAGCCGACCACGGGCCCAAUGCAGGCUCUGCUACAAUCAACUUUGCGACAGGGGCAUCAGAGGUGGGCGAGGGGAGCACUGAGAGCGCCACGCUCUACACCGUGCAUGCAUGGCUGCUCACAGUGGCCUUCGGCAUGCUCAUGCCCUCUGCCAUCCUUAUAUCGAGGCUCUUCCUAGCGGAUAAGCCCAUGCCUGUGCACUCUACUGCCCCUGGCGCAGCAAGUAACCCCGGUGCAAGCAACAGCACCGCUGCAGGGGCAGCCACAGCAGCGGCAGGUGGGUUGGGGGAGCCGAUGCUUGGCGAGAAGCACAGUGGAGCAGCAGCGGCAGAGGGGGGAGGCAGUCCCCUUAAAGGCAGUCUCCCCAGCAGUUUGGUGGCAGAGGAUGCACCGGCUCUUGUUGCUCUCUCCGUCGGUGGACCACCAGCAGCAGCAGCAGCAGGGGCAGCAGGGUCAGGCAGAGCACGAGGUGCAGCAGCAACAGGGGGAGCAGUUUCCAAGAAGCCAUGGCUGAGCAAGCCAAUGGCGUUUGAGGUGCACAAGUGGCUCAUGCUGUCCGCUGUGCUGCUCGCACUCGCCGGAAUCAUCAUGGCCUUCGUGGAAAAGGGGUCGCAAUCAUUGCAGUCGACACAUGGACAGCUCGGAUUGGCCGUCAUGGUGCUGAUUGUCGUGCAGCCAAUCGUGGGGCAUCUGAGGCCGCUCAAGAAGCAUCCUGGCCGUCCAUCCUGGUUUGUGCUGCACUGGGUGAUUGGGGUCGGCACGGUGGCGAUUGCGUGGGCAAACACGUACCUGGGGUUCGAUCUUGCCACCUCCAAGUUUGGAUACGACCUUGAUUGGUCCUACAUUGCCUUCUCCAUUCUGAUUGGGCUGUUCUGUGCUGUCUAUGUCUUUGACUUCGUGUUGGACCAAGUCGGCUUUUGUUGUGCGAGCUUUGAGAAAGACGAGCCACAUGUGCCGACCAAAACUGUAGAGAUAGUGUAG
Closterium sp. Naga37s-1 is the source of this 3213-nucleotide messenger RNA. NCBI's taxonomy places the organism in Eukaryota, Viridiplantae, Streptophyta, Zygnematophyceae, Desmidiales, Closteriaceae. The record is from the annotation of a GenBank genome assembly.